Molecule: messenger RNA, 1380 nt
Organism: Thermothelomyces thermophilus ATCC 42464
Lineage: Eukaryota; Fungi; Ascomycota; Sordariomycetes; Sordariales; Chaetomiaceae
Exons: 2
Coding region: 167-1108 (313 amino acids)
Biological process (GO): cell redox homeostasis; cellular response to oxidative stress
Cellular component (GO): cytoplasm
Molecular function (GO): thioredoxin peroxidase activity
Source: RefSeq, a predicted model, not a curated record
GUUAGCUUCUCCCUUCUCCUUAUAUCUCGGUCGCGACCAGGUAGCGACCGCCCCUUUGUAGCCCUCACUCGCCCAAUCGGAUAUUCUCGACUCCCCCGAUAUCUUGUAAGCCCGUAACUGAAGCCGCGCGCGCGCGCAGCCCUACCUACCCCCUUCAACGCCCAUCAUGCCUAUGGAACUGCGCAAGCGCAAGGAGGCCCCGGCGCCUCCACCUCCGGUGCGGAGGAAGAUGACCAAGACGGCAAAGACGGAUACCGCCUCCAAAGCCAAGGGAGACGCUGAAGAGAAGGCGGCCCCGGUCGCCGCAAGCACCAAUGGCUCCUCUUCAUCCGGCGUGCCCACCGUGGGCGAUAUCAUCAACCUCGACGGAUUCGGCGGCGAGAUCGAGACCAACGACGGCACCAAGACCACCCUCAAAUCCCUCGUUGAUGCGAGCAAGGCGGGCGUGGUCAUCUUUACCUAUCCCAAGGCUUCCACACCAGGAUGCACCCGCCAGGCCUGCCUCUUCCGCGACUCGCACGAGGCGCUCACCUCGGCCAGCGGCCUGGCCAUCUACGGCCUGUCGACCGACUCGCCCAAGGCCAACACGACCUUCAAGACCAAGCAGAAGCUGCCGUACCCGCUGCUGUGCGACCCGCAGGCGUCGCUGAUCGGCGCCCUCGGCCUCAAGAAGCAGCCCCGCGGCACCACCCGCGCCGUCUUCGUCGUCGACAAGGCCGGCAAGGUGCUCGCCCUCCAGCCGGGCGGGCCGGAGGCCACCGUCGCCGUCGUCAAGAAGCUCGUCGAAGAGCUGCCCUCGGGUUCGGCCUCUGCUGCUCCUGCCGAGCAAAAAGUCAAGGCGGAACAGGUGGCGGAGAAGAAGGAGGAGAGAGAGGAGGAGAAGGAGAAGGAGGAGAAGGAGGAGAAGGAGAAGGAAGAGGAGAAGGCGCAGAAGAAGGAGGAGGAGGAGGGCGCCGGGGCUGAGAACAAGUCCGAGGACGCUCCCAAGGCUGAAGGUGAGGGCCAGGGUGAGAGCAAGAGUGAGGGUGAGACCAAGGACAAGGACGAGACUAAGGCCGAGGGCGAGGCCAAGGCUACGGCGAAUGGGGAGGAAAAGAAGAAGGAGUAGAAUGAGGAAAGGAUAAGGAUCAAAAAAAGAAGCUAAUGAGUGAGGGACGGGGGGAGAAGAAAGAACGUAACGAGACCUGGGCUUUUUCGUUCAUGUCUUUGGUGGGCGCUUUUUGGAUGGUUGCGGCGGUAAACCUUGGCAACUCGAGUGGUGUGUAUAUACUAUACUAUCUUGUCGUAUGCUCUUUUGGUACUUGUGUUUCUCUCUUUUUUACGAUAGCGAGGGAAAAACAAACGGGCGUGAUUUCUAUGUCCGCCACGGCCAUCCUCCCC